AUUGGUUUCCUGUGUAUCAUGUUUUCGGAAGUUCAAUUCUAUUCUUUACAAAAAAAAAAAAAAAAAAAAAAAAAAAAAAAGUUCAAUUCAAUUGACAAAAAUUCAAGUAACCUUAAUUCAAUUCAAGUUCUUUUUUAUUUCAUUAUCAGUUCUUCAGCAUUAAUUUACUGAUCGGGAUCGAAGAUUUUGUAUACAAUCGAAAGCCAUGGCCAACUCAAGUGUUCUGGGUCAUCCUCUAUUUCGUAAUUUAAAGAAAUUGAAAAGAAUUGAAGAGAAAGAUCGGAUUAGUGAAUUGUCAGAUGAACUCCUGUCAAAUAUUGUGGCAAGAUUAACAUUGAAGGAAGCAAUAGCAACUAGCAUCCUUUCAAAGAGAUGGACUAAUGUUUGGGUAUCAUACCCUUUUCUUGACUUUGGUUUUCUUCAGAUAAAUUAUUACCCUGAAGUACUUGUACAUAGAGUCAACAACGUUUUAGAGAAAUUUGAUGGUGGAAAGUUAGAUAAAUUCAGGAUUGUGCACCCAAUGUCUGAGAGAUUUAAGUCUCAUAUCGAUGAAUGGAUUGCCUUUGCAACUCGAAAUCGUGUUUCUGAGCUUGAACUCAACUUUGGGAGUUGGCGUAGACAUGAAGGUUUUAACAAUUAUUAUGUUCCUCUCCAUGUGUUUGCUCGAGAGGAUAUGAUGAUAUCAAAUCGUUCCUCUCCCAAUGUUAGAAGCUUUGUGUCUUUAACAGAUCUCCGUCUUACGGCUGUAAACCUUUCAGACCCAAGUAUUUGACAUAAUUUUAUACAAUUGUUCCUCUCUAGAAAAUUUUUAUUUGAGGAAUAAUCGUGGGCUAGUUAAUGCUAAGAAUACAGCUCCUCACCUAAAGCUUAAAUCACUGAAGCUGUACGAUUGUUUUGACUUAAAGAAAUUGGAACUUUUGGCUCCAAAUCUUGUAUCAUUCAAUUAUGAAGGAGAUUAUAAGAAAAGAUUAUGUACUAGUAUUAAGGAUGCUCCACAGCUUGCAUCCCUGAGACUAUCAGUUGAAACUGGUUUUGAAUCAGAUAUGCACCCGAUAUUUCCUAGAGGAAAAAACUUUAUUUUCAACCAGUUCUCCUCUUAUCUACCUAAGCUGGAAUCUAUGGUUGUCUCAGUUGCUCUUUUUGAGGAUAUGAGUAAUUUCAUGGAACUUUGUGUAUUUAGCAAUCUAAAAACUCUGGUGUUGGAUGCAAAUUCAUCUUCAAUACGACUAUGCUGCCAAGUAGCGGCUUUUAUAAUCAGUGCAUCCCCAUACUUGGAGCUACUUGAGCUAAAUCUUUCAUCAACAAAAGCUUCUCUCAAGAAAAUGGAAGCACUAGAAUUGCCGUCUAUGUCUCCACAUAAGAACCUUAAAGAGGUCAAGUUGUCUGGCUUUAGAGCCGAUGUAUAUAUCGUAGACUUUCUUGCCAGUCUUGUUGAAUGUACCGAUUCUCUCCUGAAGAUUAAUCUCAGUGCAUAUGCUACUCAUAGGUCUGGAGAUGAUUUGUUUGUGGAAAAUUGCAAGAUAUGUGUGCAGGAACUCAGGAAAAUAUUGUAUACAAAUGUCCAGCUGAUAUUUCAUGAUUAGUAGUGGCUGAAUUGUACAUUUUUUUAUUUUAUUA
This is a messenger RNA of Chenopodium quinoa (quinoa), 1617 nucleotides long. RefSeq lists its product as uncharacterized. NCBI's taxonomy places the organism in Eukaryota, Viridiplantae, Streptophyta, Magnoliopsida, Caryophyllales, Amaranthaceae. The record is from RefSeq and is a predicted model, not a curated record. The transcript has 4 exons. The coding region runs from base 1044 to 1583 and encodes 179 amino acids.